UUCAGCCCCUCCCCACUUGGACGCAUUACGUGCUCACGCAAGACGUCAUACGGAAGUGUUUUUUUACAGAAGAGCCCAUCAGCCAGGCUGAGCUGUCACUAGUCUCUUCAUUGAAAAUGUUGAAAGCUGUGGUUUUAAUCGGUGGUCCACAAAAGGGCACCAGGUUCAGGCCCUUGUCAUUUGAAGUCCCCAAACCUCUUUUUCCUGUUGCUGGAGUCCCCAUGUUGCAACAUCACAUAGAGGCAUGUGCCAAAGUCCCAAAUAUGAAGGAAAUUUUGCUCAUUGGCUUUUACCAGCCUAAUGAAGAAUUGACCAGAUUUCUGGUCAAUGCACAGCAGCAAUUUAAAAUUUCAAUCAGGUAUUUACAGGAGUAUUCAGCCUUGGGCACUGGAGGGGGUAUCUAUCACUUCAGAGAUCAGAUUGUUUCAGGGAGUCCGGAGGCUUUCUUUGUUCUCAAUGCAGAUGUAUGUUCAGCUUUUCCUCUCACUGAAAUGCUAAGUUUUCAGAAGGAGCACGGAGAGCCAAAUAGCUUUGUAAUCCUCGGCACUACAGCAAACAGAAAGCAGUCCCUAAAUUAUGGAUGCAUUGUUGCAAAUGAAGAAACAAAUGAGGUCCAGCACUACGUUGAAAAGCCCAGUACAUUUGUUAGCGACAUUAUCAACUGUGGGAUCUACCUGUUUAACCCAGACAUUUUUAAGCACAUUGGAGCUGUUUUCCAGAAGAACCAGCAGGAUAUGUUGUUAGAGGAACCAAACAAUGGGUGGCAUAGAGCAGAGCAUAUACGACUGGAGCAGGACAUUUUCACUGCUCUGGCAGGGCAAGGCAAACUCUACGUGUACAAGACCCUCAGCUUCUGGAGCCAGAUUAAAUCGGCUGGGUCUGCAAUUUAUGCAAGUCGACUGUACCUCAACCAAUAUCACACAAGUCACCCUGAACGUCUGGCUACAAACAAAGAAGGAGCCCCCAAAAUAAGUGGUAAUGUUUACAUUCAUCCAACUGCAAAUAUCGACCCCACAGCAACACUGGGCCCAAAUGUGUCCAUUGGGAUGGGAGUGACGAUUGGUGCUGGGGUCAGAGUACGAGAAUCCAUCAUUCUUCAUAAUGCAACACUACAAGAUCACUGCUGUGUUUUGAACAGCAUUGUGGGAUGGGAAAGCACCAUCGGCAAAUGGGCCCGAGUGGAAGGCACCCCCAGUGACCCCAACCCCAAUGACCCUUAUGCAAGAAUCGACAGCGAAACGUUGUUCAGAGAAGGCAAACUCACUCCGUCCAUUACUAUUCUUGGUUGUAAUGUGAGCAUUCCCUCUGAGGUCAUUAUACUCAACUCCAUCGUCCUCCCACACAAAGACCUCAACCGCAGCUUCAAAAACCAAAUCAUCCUCUAGUUUGGGGCUUGCCUUGCCGUUCCCCCUACUGGUGCAGAUGAAGGACACGCUGACACUGCCUCUGAGUUACUGUAUACAAGAUGCUGAAAAGGAAAAAAGAUAUGGGACUUGAGAAAUGAUUGAAGUACAGAUUUUUUUAUAUUUGCCCACCAGCCUUUAUGCAUCAGUCGGUAUGAGCAUUCAACAACUUUUGACAUGUUGACUGACCUCGAGAUUUGCACUGUUCAAGCAUCACACUUUGACCGCCUGCUUUAUAUCAUACAAACUUGAUUGGGUUCACCUUCAACAACUUGAUAUCAUAAUUUCAGAAAGACUGAGCAUUACAUUACAUUUCUCAAUUCAGUAUUUUAUUUAAAAAGGGUAACUAGGAGUUGAGUCUUCGAAUUUGCCAUAUUCAUCUUGUGGUUUUAAGUCCUUUCAACUGAUAUCAAUCAACCUUUGUGAUUGAAUGAGGCAACACAAUUUUUUUUUUUUUUUGGGGGGGGGGGGUAAUUAGAAAAUAAAUUUUAGGUUAUUGGUGGAGGCAGGGAACACUUUGAACUUUGUUUCAUAUGGAUAGGUUUGGUAAUUACCAGUGUAGAGAUAUUAAACGAGGUAAAAACAAAUACGCAAUUUGACAGUUAUGAACAUUUUUGCUGGGUUACGAUUAUUGUUUUCAGAUAAUUUUAGAUAAAAGUUACACAUUGCACAUCUAAGAAGCUAUCUGUGUAAACUGUUAUUCUCUUCACCUUGCAGUGGUAAUGCCAGAUCAGUGGACAUUGUGUUUUUAUUAUAUUUGCCCAAAAUUGUUGUUAAAUUAGUAAUAUAUUUUGUUGAAUGUACUCUGAAGUUAAUUUAUUAAUGACCACUGUUUCCCAAGGGCACCCUGGACUGAUUAUGAACUUUGCUAUUAGAACAAUAAUUAAGGGAAUGAAAUACUUUGUAGACUGACUGCAUGGUGAAUCUGAAGUGACAAUUAUUUGUGUGGCUUUUGAUUAAAACUUUUGUUACCGUA
This is a messenger RNA of Boleophthalmus pectinirostris (great blue-spotted mudskipper), 2379 nucleotides long. It is a transcript of the gene gmppaa, whose product is annotated as GDP-mannose pyrophosphorylase Aa. Gene Ontology annotation, molecular function: transferase activity. The record is from RefSeq and is a predicted model, not a curated record. Gene Ontology annotation, cellular component: cytoplasm. Lineage: Eukaryota; Metazoa; Chordata; Actinopteri; Gobiiformes; Gobiidae. Gene Ontology annotation, biological process: biosynthetic process. Bases 117 to 1385 code for a protein of 422 amino acids. The transcript is spliced from 12 exons.